This is a messenger RNA of Maylandia zebra (zebra mbuna), 971 nucleotides long. RefSeq names its product homeobox protein Nkx-2.3. Gene Ontology annotation, cellular component: nucleus. NCBI's taxonomy places the organism in Eukaryota, Metazoa, Chordata, Actinopteri, Cichliformes, Cichlidae. Gene Ontology annotation, biological process: regulation of transcription by RNA polymerase II. The record is from RefSeq and is a predicted model, not a curated record. Gene Ontology annotation, molecular function: DNA-binding transcription factor activity, RNA polymerase II-specific; RNA polymerase II transcription regulatory region sequence-specific DNA binding.
GGCUCCUCUGUGCUCUAGUGGCAGCCGAGGAGCAAUGGUGCUCGGAGCGUCCAGAGACGUCGGUGUUUCGGGUUUCUCGGAGGAGCAAAUGAAAUGCCGGGGAAUAUGAGCAAAGAGGAUGCCCCCAGUCGGAGCACUUGUUUGACCUUCACAAUUGACAACAUCCUCAACCUGAGGCCGCAAGAAAGUGGAGAUUUGGACUGUUCAAACGGGCAGAAAGACGGUGGAUGUAAGAAUGUUUUGGAGGAGCGAUGUGAGGAUGUGUGGGACGUCCGAAGGACAGAGGAGACAGUGAAGCCCAGAGUUCAGCGCGGGGGAAACACACCGCCGCUCACCGCUGGAUCCUGUCCGCAAAAUGAGUGCAGCGCUGAGGAGCCACAGCAGCAGCAGCACCACCACCAACAACAACAGCAGCAGCAGACUGUGGACUCCAAAGCCAUGGUAAAGAAGAAAACGCGCACCAUCUUCUCCAAGCGACAGAUAUUUCAACUCGAGGCGACUUUUGACAUGAAGCGCUAUCUGAGCAGCUCGGAGAGAGCGUGCCUCGCGAGCUCCCUGCAGCUCACGGAGACCCAGGUGAAAAUCUGGUUCCAGAACCGCCGCAACAAGCUCAAGAGACAGCUGUCCACGGACAUGGAGGGCCCGCUGGCCGCCGAUCACUUUACAGAGGCAGGAAAAAACGUGCAAUUACCAACUUUUUACAAAGACAGCAGCGUGCUGGGCGGAUGUUUGUUACCCAUACCGUUCCCUGUCGUGUACCCGACGGCAAACGCCGCGCCUUACAUUUACUUCUCUAACACUGGCAAAUACUUUGGCCUCUUUGAUGCAGACUGUUGAGUUGUCUCUUGGGUGCGUGGACACUCCGACUUACAGUCAGCCCAAAUUUUUUUUGCAUGAUACGUCUGAUCCUUUUUUCAUUUUUAACUUUUUUUUUAAAUGAGUUGUCAACAUAUCAACUAAUUCAACGUGCA